This is a messenger RNA of Daphnia carinata, 1262 nucleotides long. RefSeq names its product transcription elongation factor S-II-like (gene TfIIS). The record is from RefSeq and is a predicted model, not a curated record. Gene Ontology annotation, biological process: DNA-templated transcription; transcription elongation by RNA polymerase II. The coding region runs from base 123 to 1028 and encodes 301 amino acids. Gene Ontology annotation, cellular component: nucleus. The transcript has 6 exons. NCBI's taxonomy places the organism in Eukaryota, Metazoa, Arthropoda, Branchiopoda, Diplostraca, Daphniidae. Gene Ontology annotation, molecular function: nucleic acid binding; zinc ion binding.
UGCUAUUGAAGCUGUUGUGUUAUUGCCCUUUCAUCGCUACAACGCGGCUUACAAGUAAUCACGUUUCGCGCGUAAAUCUCGAAGUUUUCCCCGUCACUACCAUUUAAAAUCGCGUUUUCACAAUGGACUGCGAGAAAGAUGUACUGCGUAUUCAGAAGAAGCUGGAUAAAAUUGUGAAAGAAGAAUUGGGCCAAGAUGAGGCGUUGGAUUAUCUAAAAGCUCUAAAAGAUCUACCUAUCAACUUAGCUGUCCUGACAAGCACUAGAAUUGGUAUGACCGUCAAUGCUAUUCGAAAGAAAAGUGAAAAUGAUGAAGUCAACAAUCUUACAAAAGCCCUAAUAAAAAAAUGGAAAAAACUUCUACCUGGAUCAGCUAACCCAAAAGAAGGCAUGAAAGAGGAAAGCAAGGCAUUAGAUAAAGUCAAAGAACCACCGAAAGAGAGCCAAACUCCAAUUAAAGAAUCAGCCAAAGAUAAAAAGGGAUCAUCUAGCAAUGUCCAAUCAUCUUUCCCCGCUCUACCAACAACCACUACCGACUCUGUUCGACUUAAAUGCAGAGAGAUGUUGUGUGCUGCAAUCAAAGGAGAUGGAGUUGCUGUAGAUGGUGGGGGAGAUCCUGAAUAUCUGGCUCAGAUGCUAGAAGAAUGCAUUUUCAAAGAAUUCAAAAAUACAGAUAUGAAGUACAAGAACAGAGUUAGAAGUCGAGUCUCUAACCUGAAAGAUACCAGAAACCCUAACCUGCGCCUCAAUUUCCUCUGUGGUCAAGUCAGCCCUGCUCGUUUGUCAAAUAUGACAUCUGAAGAAAUGGCGUCAGAUGAAAUGAAGAAUAUUCGUCAAAAGUUCACGAAGGAGAGCAUCAAUGACGCUCAGUUGGCCACCGUUCAGGGUACACAAACCGAUCUCCUCAAGUGCGGCAAAUGCGGCAAACGCAAUUGCACUUACAAUCAGGUCCAAACACGAAGUGCUGAUGAACCGAUGACAACGUUCGUUCUCUGCAACGCGUGUGGCAAUCGAUGGAAAUUUUGCUAAAAACCCCAUGUUCACUAAUAAUGCUUAAAAAAAAAGUUCUUUACCUACGUUUGAUUAAGACAAAGCCUCGACUCCAUUUGACUAACCUUUCUUAGCCCAUUUUUUUUCUCUCCAUAAAGCACCUCAGAAGUGGAAAAGCAAAUUUGGAUUUUCCCUCUUCAGCUCAAUAGAGUCGUUUAUUGCAUUAGUGGCUCUAUAGUAAAAACUGACUGAAUACAAAACCGUAAAAUCGAA